Messenger RNA from Kockovaella imperatae, 3702 nucleotides. RefSeq lists its product as hypothetical. Gene Ontology annotation, biological process: regulation of DNA-templated transcription. Gene Ontology annotation, molecular function: RNA polymerase II complex binding. The coding region runs from base 60 to 3650 and encodes 1196 amino acids. The record is from RefSeq and is a predicted model, not a curated record. Lineage: Eukaryota; Fungi; Basidiomycota; Tremellomycetes; Tremellales; Cuniculitremaceae. The transcript has 15 exons. Gene Ontology annotation, cellular component: Cdc73/Paf1 complex.
CAACGAUGUACGUGGUACCGUCAGUGCAAUAACCGAAGCAAGACAAGCUUCACACAAUCAUGUCUGAGGCGGUGGAAGGAGCGCCUUCAUCAGGUCGUAUGUGGACCAUCGUGGGUCAAGGAGGCUUGCAAAUCGACCUCGACCUCGAUACGAUAGGGAACGAAGAUGUCGUGGACGUCUUACCUGAUCUCUUGACUGACUACGCUGCGGAAUUGAAGGACUGGACGAAAAUGGCAAGCGAGCAUUGGAGACAAGGGAGAAUUCGCAAAGCUCAGGAUCUCCUUGAAAGAGGUAUACUGUUCUUCAAAGGUGGCCAUGGACGUCCUUCUGAUCCGUUUGCUUUGCUCAAUCUUCACUCCAUGAUGGCUCAUUUGCAUCUGUCCAUGGCGAGGACUGCUCCGAAGAUGGCGUUCCAGUAUGCCAAAUACGACAAAGUCGACCCAAAGACUCCCACGAAGGAGUGGCACUUCAAGGAGGCGGCCGCAAAUCUCAACAGCGCAGACUCGGCACUUCAUGCCUCGGGAGAGAGUUUAGACAAUGCACCGUCUUCCCUGGCCAUGGGCAAGAUCCUUCUCUACCUCGGUCGUAAUGAGCCCAAGACUGCAGCUGUGAUGGUCGAGCGUCUGCUCUCCCGCCAACCAAACAAUGUCCUUGCUCUCCUGGUACAGGCUCGACUUCAGUUCUCUCGGAGAGCAUAUGAGAGUGCUUUCCAGACUUAUACCAAGUUGAUCACAUAUCACCCCAACAUGUUACCGGAUCCCCGGAUAGGCUUGGGACUGUGUGCUUGGAGUCUAGGUGUGAAGGAUCGAGCUCGAGCGGCCUGGAAUAGAGCUCUGCAGAGGGACCCCCAAUCAUGGGUCGCUCUGCUCCUUCUCGGUUUAGCAUCGCUUAAUGCAGCUCGCGAACCGUCCAAAUCACAAGAAGAAAAGCUUCAACUCGAGACGGAAGGCGUAGGAUACGUUCAACGAGCAUUCAAGCUCAAUAACAAGUCACCAGCUGCAGCGCUCGCUUUGGCCACAGUCUCGGGUCAGGGUGGACAAUUACCCCUAGCCUCAAAGCUGGCAGAACGGGCAAUCCAAUACUUUGACAUUAAGCGUCAGACAGCGUUGGCGUUCGCCGAGCGUGGUCGAUUGGGAUUCAUGGCUGGAGACGUGAUUGAUGCUGGACCUUUCCUCGCGGCAGCGAAGAAUGAAGAGGCUGGAUUAAACACGAUGGCGGAGCUCACUCUGGGUCAAAUAGCCAUUAAAAACGGGAAUUUGCGAGAAGCCCUAAACUUUAUCGAACAGACUGCCAAGCGGAUAAAUGGACCUGGUCCAUUGGAGUACUCUGUCUUACACGCUUCGCUUCUUGCCUACCCGCAUCCCGGUAUGAAAGACGAUGAGAUUGCUCGGAAUCGACAUCUGGCGCGAAACAUGUUAUCAGAUAUACACCAGUCGGUCACUACCGCGACGACCGACGAAGACUGGGCCAGACUUCGAGGAAUCGGUGGGGAUGUCGAUCUGUUCCUUGAUCUGGCUAGAUUAUGGCAGGAUGAAUCGCUGGAGAAGGCCACGGAGGCUUACCAAACAGCGGUAUCGAUCGCUUCGGACCAGUCAUCUAGAGAUGCUUCACUGGACCUGAAAGCGCUUAGAUCAGCUUCGAAUUUGGGAGCACUGUUCCACCUUCAGGGCAACACUGAGAGCGCGGAGAAGAUGUACGAGGAGACCUUGAGCAAGAUCCCGGAGAAUGAAGGGACGGAAUACGAGUAUCUGCGGACGGUUUUGGCCUAUAACAUUGCGAGAGCGUUCGAGGAGAAAGGAGAAAUCACGUUGGCUUCUCAGUGGUAUCGACAGAUCCUGGCCAAGCAUCCAGAGCAUAUUGAAUCUAAACUCCGACUGGCCAUGAUUGCCUCGUCAGCAGGUCGAAUGAUUGACGCUCAAAUUCUCGUCAAGGAAUGUCUCCAAGCGGAGGAGUCGAAUCUGACAGUCAGAUCAGUCUAUACCAAUCUCUUGAUCUCCAGCGGAAACUAUCGUGAAGCUUUAAGCUUUGCAUCGCAAACACUGAACUAUGAUCGAUCGGACCCUGCAACUUUUUGUUCUCUUGGAUGGAUCCAUUAUACUCUCGGACGUGAAGCCAAAGCACCUGCUGAAGUUGCUGGACGACCGAAACAAUGGUUGAGAUCUGCAGAGGCGUAUCAGCGAGCUCUGGACCUGGAUCCCAAUUGCGCUACGGCAGCGCAAGGUCUGGCCAUCGCAUUGACGGAGGACUCCCUCUUGUUGAAGAGCGCGAAUCCUCCACUAGAGGGUCACCGCGUCAAACUUGCCGGACAGGCUUUGGGAGUGUUCAGCAGGAUAGCGGAUAGUAUAACGGAUGGGAGUGUCAACGUCAAUAUGGGGCAUUGUUACUUCACCCGGGGCGAUGAAGAAAAGGCCAUUCAACAGUACGAAGCUGCGCUGAACGCGUGGAAGGGCAACCGAGUUCCGAUACUGUUGUAUCUCUCCCAAGCUUGGUACGGAUACGCUACGAAGAAUGCCAACUUUUCAGCCAUGUCUAAAGCUUUAUCCUAUUCUCAACAGGCCAUGCACGUUCUUCCCUCUGACCGAGCGAUCCUAUACAACAUCGCAAUGAUAUUGCAAAAGGGUGCCGAACUCCUGCAGAAUCUGGACCCCAGCAAGCGAACUUUGGAAGAGCUACACGUGUCGACGAAACAGGCAGAACAGGCCGCAACGAUCUUCCGCUCGUUAGCCGAUGACCAGUCCAAAGCCUUGCCGUACGACCGGACGCUUGCCGAGCAACGAGCGCUGUAUGGUGAAAGUUUGCUCCGAAAAGCGCCGGAACAGAUUGCUCGACAAGAGGCAUACGAGGGAGAGUUCCAAGCGAGAGUCGAAGAAGCUAGGAAAGCUAGAGCCGAAGAACAAGCUCGAAUUCAGGCAGCCGAGGCGCAACGUCGUCAAGAGAUUGAAGCCAAGGCGGCCGAGUUGGCAGAGACUCGACGUCGAGCACGUGAAGAAGCUUUAGCAUGGCAGGAAGAAUUGAAUGCGCGUCAAGCGGAAGAAGAGACUCGAAAGGCUGCAGUUGCGGAGAAGAAAAAGGCUCGAAAGGAAGCUGGAGAUAUUGAUUCUGCCGAUGAAGGCGUUGAACCGGGGAUGAAGCGAGAGAGGAAAAAGAGGAAAAAGAGUACGAAACAAUCUCGAAAGAUUAGGAGCAAGAGUGAGAUUUCGACGGAUGAGGAUCAGCGUGCGAGAUUGGACAGGGAUGAUAGUGAGAGAGAGGGCAGUCUGACGCCUAAUGAAGGGGCGGCAGACGAGAAGGAGGAUGAAGAAGUCGCUCAGAAGAGAAGGGCGAGGGAUCAGUUGGCCAAGUUGAAGGCAAAGCGGAAGAGCGUCAAGAAGCACGAAGAUCCUGAUGAAGAAGAUGGAGGCGGGGCAACGGCCACCAGAAAAGGUGGGAAGCAAUUCAAAUCCAAAGCAUUCAUUGAGGACUCUGAUGAGGAUGCUGCCGAGGAUGAUGAGCCUGAAGCACCAACGCACCCGGAGGAAGAGACGAGGAAUGUUGCAGAAAAUGGCAUGGAGGUCGAUCAGCCAGAUCCGGCUGCCGACUCGGCAGACAGCGGCAAGGGCAAGGGCAAGGGCGAUGAUGAUGGUGAUGACGACGAUGACGAUGACGAGUGAAUGCUCCCGGCCGUCUUGCCGAUGCAUCAUCUUGCAACUUUUCAUUGUCCAU